Molecule: messenger RNA, 2608 nt
Organism: Nematolebias whitei (Rio pearlfish)
Lineage: Eukaryota; Metazoa; Chordata; Actinopteri; Cyprinodontiformes; Rivulidae
Gene: rybpb
Product: RING1 and YY1 binding protein b
Exons: 5
Coding region: 119-925 (268 amino acids)
Biological process (GO): positive regulation of DNA-templated transcription
Cellular component (GO): nucleus
Molecular function (GO): DNA binding; transcription coregulator activity
Source: RefSeq, a predicted model, not a curated record
GAGUGGAGCCUGUCUGCCAACAGCUUCAGCAGCGGCUCUAUCUGGAUCCUACUUCACUCACUGACAAUUAAAGGAGGCCCCCCCUUUUUCUUCUCAUUUUCGAGGAUUAUCCUUCACCAUGGGCGACAAAAAGAGCCCUACCAGGCCGAAAAGACAAGCCAAACAGAGCGUCGACGACGGCUACUGGGACUGUAGCGUGUGCACCUACAGGAACACCGCCGAGGCGUUCAAAUGCAGCAUCUGCGAUGUGAGGAAGGGCACAUCCACAAGGAAGCCCAGGAUAAACUCCCAGCUGGUUGCCCAGCAGGUGGCUCAGCAGUACCCGAUGCCUCCCCCUCCCAAGAAGGACAGGAGAGAGAGGAGCGAGCGCCCAGAGAAGGAGCGCCUGCUCGUUGAAGGAGAGCCGGCCAGUGGAGAGGGACGCCCUGAGGUAGAGCGUCCAGAAAGAGUGAUGCUGGAGGGAGACACCCCCGAGAAGGACAAGAGUGACAACGAGCAAGCCGUCCAAGACAAACCCGACAAAGAGAAGGACAUCAGUCCAGCUGUUACGAAGAAGCCAAGCAGCAAAAAAAACAGACCCAAGUCAGACAACCAUCAGAGUCCACCCAGUGACAAACAGAGCAUACAGUCUGGGAAGUCAGCAACCAAGACCAACAAGAACUCUCACAAUUCCAGGCCCAAACUGAAGAACAUCGACCGGAGUACCGCCCAGCAGUUGGCCAUCACCGUCGGGAACGUGACAGUGAUCAUAACGGACUUUAAGGAGAAGACCCGCUCCUCAUCCACAUCUUCGUCCACCAUCACGUCCAGCGCGGGCUCCGAACAGCAGCACCAGAGCUCAGGCUCCGAGAGCAUGGACAAGGGCUCGUCGCGCGCCUCCACCCCCAAAGGGGAUCUCUCUGUGGGGCAUGACGAAUCAUUCUGAGGACCCUUUUGUUCUCCCAUCCUCCGUCCUCUUCCUGCUUCACUUCCCCUUCCCUUCAUGUUUUUGAACACUAUGGAUCUCAUAUAUGGGGGGGAAAAGAAUACUUUCCCAUGGCUGCCCCUCCCUCUAUACCAAGAUAUCCCCUGAAUGCCGAGAGGAUCUGACUAAAUGAGAGACCGUGCGAGGUGUCUUUCAGGAAAAUGAACACCCUGCUUGGGGAACUUCCCUUGUAGUUCCCAUGGUGACAAAGGCAAGAACAACUGGGCUACACAGAACAUCCCCCUCUAACGGUAGCAUCCAACACUUGUAUGUAUUGUUUUAUAUUUGUACGUGGAUGUGAGGCCAAGUGGACUUUUUUUGUUUGUUGUUUUUGUAAAGAAGAACUCUCCGCUGGGCACAAUAACCACCAACCGUCUGAGUAACUAUUAUUCCCCUUAUUUAUUACCUGUUGCACCAGUUGAUAUUUUCUUCCUUCUGUUUGUCCAAGCUUCGCGGUGUAGCUCUGCUGAUCGUUCCUUCAGUGUCUUUAAUGCAUUGAAAAUGUUAGGACAACACACACAUACACGUACACACACACAUGCACACACACACUGGUGCUAGAUACACUGUGAAGCGGUUUUGCAGAUCUGGGACUGCCCGUUGGCUCAAUGUGACGAAGUGCAGAUGAAUCAAAUUCUCCUUCACUUUUCUCAGCAACACUGUGGAGACCUCCAGCAGGUCCUCCUGUUUUUCUGUCUGGUCGGCGCUCAUCAGAGGAACCAGCCUUGAUGGCUCAGACGCUUGGGUUGACUUUGAUUUCUCACGCUUUAGCAGGUUGUACAGUAUCCUGCGUUCUUUACUGUACAGUGUAGGCUGUUGUGUAAAACACUAAAAGCUGUUGAUAAUUUUUAUUUUUUACAUUCCACGCUUCAGUGUUGAGUUUUCUGGCCGCAGGUAGAGCGUUCGACUCGGCUGUCGAGCCACAGUUUAUUUAGUUUUUCGUGUGACUGAAGGAUCCAGUUCCACUUGUUCACACCGAUCAGUUCUGUGAAACGAACCCUGUAGAGUCCAAACGUUGUGAAUCGUUUCACUUUUCAUUUGUUGUGGUCCUGAAGACGACGUUGAAUCUUCAUCCUCCUCUCCACUGAAAACGCAUGCAAGAAAAUGAAUAAUUUACAAAGGCUGACAAUUGGAUUGUGACAAUUGAAGACUCCUGAUAUUGAAGGCAAAAGAGUAAAGUACCUACGAGAAUACAGCUGUCCUUUAAAUUUUAUAGCAGCAAGGCCUAACGUAAGGGUUUUAAGUAACUUUUACCUUAGACCAACAGAAUUUCCUUUAACUGUAUGAAACUGUAUAAAGAAUAAAUGUGUAUAUGAUAUCUUAGUUUUAUUUAUUGAAGGACCAAAGGAGUUUCAUAAUGACAGAAUACAUAAACAGAUGAAUAACAAUUUGAAAUGCAAAUUAUCUAAUGUGUGAGAUGAAUAACAGUUUAAAUAAAGACUAAUAUAAUCUCCAUGUAGAUGGUGUUCUUAUUGUACACUCGCCAAGUCGUGCUGUGAGCGGAGUCCAAGGAAACACUUGGUGAAGGUGGUGGUGGUGGUGGGGGGUGUCUAAAACUAAAAGACAAACCUUCACACUGCUCAACUAUCACAGGAACUACCCCCCAAAGAAUCCCCGCUUCACCAACUGAACUGCUCCCAGAAA